UAAGCUUGUAGGAUAGGAGCCGGGACUUGUGUAUGCGGUCCAUACAACUAAAGAAAUACGUGAAGGGCUGGGAAGAAGUGGAGAAGUGGAAUGAAGAGGUUCGAUCUGGGUUCUGUGCUACCCAGAGAGUUCGUUUAAAUGAGUCAACCUCAAUAUGGGCGCAAUGACGGCCGAUCACCGGCUAUGGCAGGAUCUGUUAGAAGAGCGAGGGAGAUGGCCGAAGCAAGCAUGGCAAGGGGAAAUCCAGACGUUCCGUCUACAAGACGGGCUCAGGUGCCUCCAGGACUACAACUCAGGGAUGAGCAAGGGCAGAUAGGAAUGGCGAUAUCGAGACCGACACCGCUGCCUCAGUGGCCGCUUCCCGGACCCGUUUCGCUACCGUCACCUAGUGAUUCAGAGCCAUAUCGACCGCCACCUGGGAGAUCGCAGCCGCCCCAACGUCCUCCACGCCCGAGCAAAGUACCAUCAAUUUUAGAUGGUUCUCGUAUUCAGGAGCACACGCCUAUUUUCCAAUACACGCCCCGGAACGCUAGAGCGUCGGAGAUGUCUGCACCCGAGACAAUACAAAGCGAAUCAUCGAGACUGUCGACCGUCUCCUCAGUCGGAACGAUUCCCGAUUUCCCAUUGCCAGUAGCGGCAGUCUCGCUACCCCCCUCUAGGCGAAGUGCGAAUUUAGGUCCGCCGCCAUCUUCAAGGAGAGGAGCCUCGUCAUUUUACUCUACUAUAUCGUAUGUAUCGCCGAUACCAGAAGAAAGCCCCAGAACACGAUCGCGUACUUCCUAUGCGUCUAGCGCGGCUAUACCGCAAAGCUUCGAAAGCCUGUCGCCAGGAUAUAGCCCCACAUAUAGUCCAGUCGCGCCCUCUAUUAACGAUACGAUAGCGGAAGAAUCUUUCAUUAGUGACGACGCGGACGAGAGUAGUCUGGUACGGAGUGCAAGCAUCGGAAAGAGAGGAAAGCCAUCUUUGGUAACCACGGGAAGCUUUGAAAAGAGGGAAUCGAUGCCAAGACCCGGACCAACGCCGCUCCAGGGCGGGCCGUUUCGAGACGGCACUGGGUAUAUUGAGGGCUCGUCGAGUUCGUCUGCAAAUAUCUCUGGGGAGAGUGUCGGUGCUGCUGUGACUGCGAAUAAUAUGUUGAAUGCCUUUGAAGGUGCUAGCGCCACAGACCCUUCGUCAGUACGGAAUGCUGUUCCAUCGCCGAGACCAUAUAAUAGACUCUCCGCAAUUCGACGACCGCCACGUCUUGACAUAGAUGCAGUAAGGGCAGCCGAGGCUAGAGGGAGCUUGACAAGCUUACCGGAUCUAAUUCGACGGGCGACGAGGUUAGCAUCGCUAAUGGAUAGAGGCCGUAGACCAGCGAGCCGUUUUGACGAUCUCGACUUUCCCGAGGAUAUCUAUGGCAGUGAUCCUGAGAAGGACCUUUAUAACAAUAAGCACCAGUCCGGACUGUCUGAUAUGUUGGCUGCAUUUCCGCCCCCAGCAAGUCGAAGUGGAGUGCGGAAGAGUAGACUCUCUACUGCUUGGCCAUUAGGCCGAACGUCAUUCCGCGGUCCACCACCGCCAGCACUAGAACAAGGUACCGAUUCUGAACUCGAACCGCAGAAGAAGGGGCGCCGUUUUUAUUGCGGGUUACCUAUAUGGACUUGCUUCGCAUUGGUAAUUAUUUUAUUAUGCAUUAUAGCCGCUGCAGUUAUCGUUCCUGUCAAAUUUCUGGUUCUUGAUAAGGCGGCCGAAAAGACUACGGCGCAACCAGCUAUUUCAGAUUGCGAGGCGCAGCUAAAUUGUGCUAAUGGGGGCACAAAUGUUAUUGUACAGGGUGUCUGCUCGUGCAUCUGUUCCAAUGGUUUCACCGGGGUGGACUGCACAGUUCCCACUUCCCAGGGUUGUACAACAACGUCGAUUAGUAUGGGAGGCUCUGAUAUCAAUAAUGUGACUAUCGGCCAGGCAAUUCCUCGCCUGAUCAGAGAUGCGGAGAGCAAUUUUUCUGUUCCUCUUGUUGCAACAUUGAUACAGUCCAAGUUCAACAAGGAAAGCCUUUCCUGCAACACGGAAAAUUCACUGGUAACCUUCAACGGGCAAUCUUUUCGAACACAAGGGGCGAAGGCCGAAGUCGCCGACUUUAGUUCUAGUCCCGAUCUUGCGCAAGCUGCUGUAGCUGCCGACGGUGUCAUUACUCUUAGCGUUUUGCCGGACGUUGAUAUUACGUUGACAGUUGAAAAUCCGGCAGGGACUGGUGCUUUUUCGGGAAGUUUUUCGGUGACUACUUUGACUGGUCCGAAUACGAUUUCCGGAUCUACUCUAUUCGCUACCACUAUAACACCCAGCAGCACCAAGCGAUCCUCACCUACCCCGUACCCUACGAUCGCCACAACAACGAUUACCACACCAACUACUUCUCCUGCAACCGCGAUUUCAAGCAGUACGAAGUCGGCCCCCAUGCCAAGUUCAACUUUUGUUGUUACGGAAGAGGUCAUCGACUUUGCGCGCGUAGCUGUGCUAUACAUUUUCCAAGAAAAAACAUUACCUGAUGCAAUUACUGCUCAGUCCUCAGUUCAAAGCUUUUUCACUGACGUAGACGCCAGUCGAAACACACCUUCAUCUGUGAUGGUGGAGCAAGGACUGAAUGUUACCGUUGGCGGAGGGAGCACGAUUGAUUUCGUGAAUCUAUCUGUCGAUAUUGGCAAAGGACGAGUUGGGGGUCGUAAGACCUGAAAUGUUUUCGCCGACGAAAGCUACGCGUAUACGUCUUGAACGAUGUUCUAGCCAGUCGAGUAAUAAUACCAAGC
This is a messenger RNA of Daldinia caldariorum, 2786 nucleotides long. RefSeq lists its product as uncharacterized. The transcript is spliced from 2 exons. The coding region runs from base 139 to 2712 and encodes 857 amino acids. Lineage: Eukaryota; Fungi; Ascomycota; Sordariomycetes; Xylariales; Hypoxylaceae. The record is from RefSeq and is a predicted model, not a curated record.